Diuraphis noxia (Russian wheat aphid) is the source of this 1317-nucleotide messenger RNA. RefSeq lists its product as uncharacterized. Lineage: Eukaryota; Metazoa; Arthropoda; Insecta; Hemiptera; Aphididae. Gene Ontology annotation, molecular function: peroxidase activity. Gene Ontology annotation, biological process: response to oxidative stress. The record is from RefSeq and is a predicted model, not a curated record.
GAUCAAAAUAAUAAUUAUAAUCUUUCAUAUCUCAAUUGUAUCCUAUUAAAGUGAUUCAUUUUGUUUUUCACAACAUUAUUAAGAUGUUUAUACCUAUUGGCUAUUAAGAAUUUUUUUUAUUUUUUUUAUUGUUAGAAAACUAUUAGUUUAAUCGUAAUUUUCAUCUUUAAUAUAUAAAGCAAUAAUUAUGUAUAUGCUUGCAUUUUUGUUUGUUUAAAUAUGGAUCAAAUCAAUUGUUUGUUUUUAUUUACAAUUUAUUUACUAAAUCAUGUAUCCUGUYAUUUUGUCAGCUCGACAGUUGCAUAAAUCUAUAAAUAUCAAGUUUAAAUGAGUAGCUACACAUAAAAUACUGUCAGUUAUCAGCAUACAAAUAAUUUAAACGUUUAUAAAAAAAAAAAAAAAUGAAGGUUCAAGAAUGUAUUUUUCUAAUUUUUACCUCUAUUUCACUUUGGGCGGAGCCAUUUGCUGCAGAAAAUUCCCAAGGAUACCCUCUCGACUGGCCGACGUCAGUUGACUUUCCUGAUUCGUCAAACGAAUACGACAAAUCGUCAUCGUCGGAUGAAAACUCCAACGAGAACUCAUGCUGCAAUCUUUACGAAUUCAUCGUAAAAAAACCCGACGGACAGGACGUUUGUUUGAGUCAAUACGCUGGUAAAGUGUUGAUCAUUGUAAAUUAUGCGUCCGGAUGCGGUUUCACAUCCCAAAACGUACACGAUCUGUCAAAAUUAGCCAUAAAGUUCAAGGAAAGUGGCUUAAAAAUACUGAUAUUCCCCAGCAACGACUUUUUACAGAACUUCGGUGGAGAUAUCGAGGCCAAAAAAUUUGCAAGUAAACAUCCUGAAUUUGAAGUGUUUUCGGAAAUAUGCGUAAAUGGCAAAACACAACAUCCGUUGUAUAAAUUUCUCAAAACAAAAUUGCCCGGCGCUUUAAAUUCCAAAACUAUUAAAUGGAAUUUCACCAAAUUUUUAAUAGACAGGAAUGGAUGUCCUGUUCAACGAUUUGCUGCGACAGAAAGUUUUGAGGCUAUAGAAGAAUUAGUACAAACACUGUUACAGAAACGAUGUUACUAAAUAAUGUUGCGUUUAACUCAGUAUCGUUCAGCUACCUAUUCGGUUUUACAACACGAAGUAAUUUUUUCAUUUUUUUCAGAUUCCAUCUUACUACAUAUAGGUAAUUGUAAUUUGUAGUAUGUUAUUAUAUAAAAACUUUAUAUUAUUCAAUCAUUUUAAUCAAGCAUUAAACUUUUGUUAUGUUAAAAGUUAAAUUUAUCGCGUUAUUUUAAUAAUUUAAAACGAAGUUAUUAAAAUAAUUAUUUUG